CUCAUAGGCUGAAGCACAGACACCACUUCCCCAAUCUACAGGAGCCAUUUUAACAGCAUAAAACUUGCCGGAUUGCUUUUUAUUUUCAAGCCCAAAGACAAAAAGAGAACGGGAAUAUUUGAAGGAAAGGUAUAGCAGACAUUUUACCAGUUCAGCUCUGAGCCAUUGGCUAUCAUCUUUGUUUGCAUCUUGCAGGUUUAAUAAACCUCUGAGAACAGAGGCCUGCCAUUGAUGCCUUCUUACCCAUUCAGCAUCUUACCAUGGUUUAUUGUCCUGGGGGGUAAAAUCCUUGAAGACCCUAAACAGAUGGGCAGUUGAUGCAUUUCAGAGCCAAGAAGCUCUAGAGAAGAAAAAUUUCAGAAAAAUCGCCUCUGUUUGACUAAAAUACCAGUGAACCAAGAAAAUUUGAAGCACCAUCCCUAAAGAAAACCUGGUUUACAGUAACUUCACAGACUUAGCUGAGGGUUUUUUACCCAAAUUGGUCACUGGAUUCUGCUGCCUCAUACUUGAACCUGCUUGGAAUUUUUCUCAUGUGGAUCUAAGGGGAAUGCUUUAUUAUGGCUGCUGUUGUCCAACAGAACGACCUAGUAUUUGAAUUUGCUAGUAACGUCAUGGAGGAUGAACAACAGCUUGGUGACCCAGCUAUUUUUCCUGCUGUAAUUGUGGAACAUGUUCCUGGUGCUGACAUUCUCAAUGGUUAUGCGGGUCUAGCCUGUGUGGAAGAGCCCAAUGACAUGAUUACUGAGAGCUCCCUGGAUGUCGCUGAAGAAGAGAUCAUAGAUGAUGAGGACGACGACAUCACGCUUACAGUUGAAGCAUCCUGUCCUAAUGGGGAUGAAACGAUCGAAACUAUCGAGGCUGCUGAGGCACUCCUCAAUAUGGAUUCUCCUGGCCCAAUGCUGGAUGAAAAACGAAUAAAUAAUAAUAUAUUUAGUUCAUCUGAAGAUGACAUUGUUGUUGCCCCAAUCACCCAUGUAUCCGUCACAUUAGAUGGGAUUCCUGAAGUGAUGGAGACUCAGCAGGUUCAAGAGACAUAUGCAAACUCACCAGGAGCAUCAUCACCAGAACAACCUAAAAGAAAGAAAGGGAGAAAAACAAAACCUCCACGCCCAGAUUCCCCGGCCACUACGCCAAACAUAUAUGUGAAGAAGAAAAACAAAGAUGGUAAGGGAAACACAAUUUAUCUCUGGGAAUUUUUACUGGCAUUGCUCCAGGACAAAGCUACUUGUCCUAAAUAUAUCAAAUGGACCCAGCGAGAAAAAGGCAUUUUUAAACUGGUAGAUUCCAAAGCCGUAUCCAGGUUGUGGGGGAAAUACAAAAACAAACCCGACAUGAAUUACGAGACCAUGGGAAGAGCUCUCAGGUACUAUUACCAAAGGGGUAUCCUAGCAAAAGUAGAAGGUCAACGCUUGGUGUAUCAGUUUAAGGAGAUGCCGAAAGAUCUUAUUUAUAUAGACGAUGAGGACCCAGGUUCCAGCAUCGAGUCUGUGGAUCCUUCACUGUCUUCAACAGCCACUUCAAGUAGGAACCAAGCAAGCAGAUCUAGAGUAUCCUCAAGUCCGGGGAUUAAAGGAGGAGCCACUACAGUUCUCAAACCAGGGAAUCCUAAAGCUACAAAACCCAAAGAUCCUGCGGAAGUUGCACAGCCAUCAGAAGUCCUGAGGACAGUGCAGCCCACACCAUCUCCGUACCCCACCCAGCUCUUCCGGACUAUUCAUGUCGUCCAGCCAGUACAGGCUGUCCCAGAAGGAGAAGCAAGCACCACCAGUAGCGUGCAGGACGAAACGUUAAAUUCCUCUGUUCAGAGUAUUAGGACUUUACAGGCUCCAGCCCAAGUUCCAGUGGUCGUGUCUCCUGGGAAUCAACCUUUGCAUACAGUAACACUCCAGACUGUGCCAAUCACAACAGUGAUAGCCAGCACAGAUCCAUCUUCGGGUGCUGGGUCUCAGAAGUUCAUUCUACAAGCCAUUCCAUCAUCACAGCCCAUGACAGUAUUGAAAGAAAAUGUCAUGCUCCAGUCCCAGAAGCCGGGCUCCCCUCCUUCCAUUGUCCUGAGCCCUGCACAUGUGCAGCAGGUUCUUACCAGCAACGUCCAGUCCAUCUGCAAUGGCACCGUCACUGUGGCUUCAUCUCCGUCCUUCAGUGCUACGACUCCCGUGGUGACCUUUUCUCCUCGAAGUUCACAACUCGUUGCCCACCCACCCGGCACUGUCAUCACGUCAGUUAUCAAAGCUCAAGACACAAAAACACUCAUACAGGAAGUGGAGAAAAAGGAAGCCGAAGAUAAUUUGAAAGAAGACAGUGAGAAAACUGAGCAGCCACAGCCUUACGUGAUGGUGGUAUCCAAUUCCAGUGGAUUUACCUCUCAGGUAGCUAUGAAACAAAAUGAAUUGCUGGAACCCAACUCUUUUUAAUAAAUACGCCAAAGGAAUUGUGGAUGAUUGGUUUUUAAUUGAACAUUUUCAGUUGCCUGCAAACUCUCUGAUUGAUUCUAAGAGAAAUUCUACAGAUGUUCCUAAUUUUUUAGCUCAUUGUUAAAAAUAUUAAUUUAGAGUUAAUGUUGACUUUGUUAGAUGAGGGAGGGAACCCCAGUGUUCCUCUUUGUUCUCCAAAUGUUUCAGAUUGUGAAGGAACAGGAAUUUUGUACUAUGAAGUCCUUCUUUUCAGAUUUUUUCCCAGUUGCUAUAUCGUAAGCAUUUUUAAAGUUUCUUUUUCAAUUUUUACAUGGUAUUAGUUUUUCUGGUUCUUUUGUAAAUAGUACUUCAAUAUAAGGCAACAGGAAAUUUAUGUAGGAACUAUUUUCAUUCCAUUUGUGUAAGUUAAAGUCUUGACUCUUUCAAAUGCAAGACACCUGUUUUCUAUUUUGUUAAAAUUAUGAUUUCACUUAGAUUGACGUUAGUUUGGUUGCACUGUCUUAGGCAAUAUGAAUAUGUAAAAAAAAAAAACAUGAAAAAUUGGAAAAUGUCCAUGAUAUGGCUGAACCUUACUUCAGAAGCAGAAUGGUACAAAAGCAUCAGCCCUUUCAAGAGUGGCUGUCCUGCUAAAUAGUUGUAUAAUGUUGGGCAAAGCCACUGGAUCUUUCUGGGCCUCAGUUCUCUCAAAAAAGGAAGGGGUGCUUUGGAUUAGACUUGAUGAUCUCCAGUUUGCUUUCUGGUUCUAAAUUUGAGGUUUCUAGCCCCUAUAUUUUAAAGUUAAAUCAACUAAAACAUUAUCACUUAUUUCUUAAUGUAGAUGUAGCUAACACAUUACAGAAAAGUGGCCCUACAAAAUUCAUUCUUCUGUUAUCUAUAAGAUCUGUUAUGAUUCUGAAUUCUUCCUAAAUACUUUGUUAACUAACUCUUUAGGCCACUGUGCACUGUGGUCAUUAGUAAACUUAAUGUUGCCAAGUGCUAAAUGCUAUACUGCCGAUCUGAAAGAUCCAGGGCUCGCUCUUAAGGGCCCGGAAAGCAACCAAGACUUGAGCUCAUCUGACUGAGUAGUCAGUUGCUAUAAAAGCAUAAUUGCUUUAUAUUUUGGAUCAUUUUUUAUUGGGAGUGGGGGGGUUGCAUACAAAGGUAAUAUACAUUAUAUCUAAGUCUCUGAAAUGAAAUAGUUUUUAGAUUACUUUUUCAACUGUAAAUAAUGUACAUUUAAUUUCACAAGAAAAAAUGUUUUCUGCAAAUUUUCUAGUACAGCAAAGGAGAAAUUUUUGUAGAUGAAAAAAUCACUGUUUAGAGGUCUAAUGUUAUAUGUUUUCAUAUUAUGGAGUGAAUUUGUAUUUAAACAAAAAUUUAAAUUUUGGAAUCCUCUAAACAUUUUUGUAUCUUUAAUUGGUUUAUUAUUAAAUAAAUCAUGUAAAAAUUCUCAA
Lutra lutra (Eurasian river otter) is the source of this 3847-nucleotide messenger RNA. RefSeq names its product E74 like ETS transcription factor 1 (gene ELF1). The coding region runs from base 558 to 2414 and encodes 618 amino acids. Gene Ontology annotation, biological process: cell differentiation; regulation of transcription by RNA polymerase II. The record is from RefSeq and is a predicted model, not a curated record. The transcript is spliced from 11 exons. Gene Ontology annotation, molecular function: DNA-binding transcription factor activity, RNA polymerase II-specific; sequence-specific DNA binding. Gene Ontology annotation, cellular component: nucleus. NCBI's taxonomy places the organism in Eukaryota, Metazoa, Chordata, Mammalia, Carnivora, Mustelidae.